Molecule: messenger RNA, 2495 nt
Organism: Lepidothrix coronata (blue-crowned manakin)
Lineage: Eukaryota; Metazoa; Chordata; Aves; Passeriformes; Pipridae
Gene: GPR37
Product: G protein-coupled receptor 37
Exons: 2
Coding region: 1-1518 (505 amino acids)
Biological process (GO): adenylate cyclase-inhibiting G protein-coupled receptor signaling pathway; positive regulation of MAPK cascade
Cellular component (GO): signaling receptor complex; plasma membrane
Molecular function (GO): prosaposin receptor activity; G protein-coupled peptide receptor activity
Source: RefSeq, a predicted model, not a curated record
AUGCGGCCCCUCCGCGCUCCCCUCGCCUUGCUCUGCCAGGUGCUGAGCGCCUGGGCUGCCUGCGCCCUCGCCCCGGCUCCCGUCGCGGCCGCUGGGCCGCCGGCGCCCCCGCAGCGCGCCCGCUCGCAGCCAGCCCCGACGCCCCUCGCCCCGGGCCGGCGGGCGGCCGCGGCGCUCCCGGGGCGCGGAGCGCUCCCUCCCGGGACCGGCGGAGCGGAGGGACCGGGCGGCAGCUGCGCUCCCCACGGGGCGGCGGGGGCCGGGCGGCGGCGGGCGCGGAGCAGCGAUCCCGGAGCCGGCGCGGCGGCGGGGAGGGGCGGGGCGGGCGGGCCCCGCUGGCUGCCCCUGAACGGUUCGGCAGGCGGCGAGGGCAGCGCCGGGGGCCGCGGGAACGCCACGGGGCGCCGCGCCCGCCUCCGCAACCCCUUCUACCCGCUGACCGAGGAGUCCUACGGCGCCUACGCCGUCAUGUGCCUCUCCAUAGUGAUCUUUGGCAUCGGCAUCAUGGGCAACAUGGCAGUGAUGUGCAUCGUCUGCCACAACUACUACAUGCGGAGCAUCUCCAACUCUCUGCUGGCCAACCUGGCCUUCUGGGACUUCCUCAUCGUCUUCUUCUGCCUGCCGCUGGUCAUCUUCCAGGAGCUCACCAAGAAGUGGCUCCUAGAAGACUUCUCCUGCAAAAUCGUCCCGUACAUCGAGGUGGCCUCUCUUGGAGUCACCACAUUCACACUGUGCGCCCUCUGCAUUGACCGGUUUCGUGCUGCCACCAACGUGCAGAUGUAUUAUGAGAUGAUCGAAAACUGCACCUCGACGACGGCCAAGCUGGCUGUCAUCUGGGUAGGUGCCCUGCUGCUGGCACUGCCAGAGGUGGUGCUGCGCCAGCUGGCCAAGGAGGACCCCGAGUACAGUGGCAGCCCCCCAGGUGAGCGCUGCGUGGUGAAGAUAUCCACCACGCUGCCCGACACCAUCUACGUGUUAGCUCUCACCUACGAUGGGGCACGACUCUGGUGGUACUUCGGCUGCUAUUUUUGUUUGCCUACCCUGUUCACUAUUACCUGCUCCCUGGUGACAGCGAGGAAAAUCAGGAGGGCUGAAAAGGCUUGCACAAGGGGGAACAAGCGACAAAUUCAGCUGGAAAGUCAGAUGAACUGCACAGUGGUGGCUCUGACCAUUUUGUAUGGGUUUUGCAUCAUUCCCGAAAACAUUUGCAACAUUGUGACUGCCUACAUGUCCACAGGGGUCUCUCGACAAACUAUGGACCUCCUCCAUCUCAUUAGCCAGUUCCUUUUGUUCUUUAAGUCCUGUGUUACCCCAGUUCUCCUCUUCUGCCUCUGUAAACCUUUCAGCCGGGCCUUUAUGGAGUGUUGCUGUUGCUGCUGUGAUGAAUGCAUCCAGAAGUCUUCCACAGUGACAAGUGAUGACAAUGACAAUGAGUACACCACGGAACUGGAGCUCUCUCCUUUCAGUACCAUCCGUCGCGAAAUGUCCACUUUUGCCUCCGUGGGGACUCACUGUUAAUUUACCUUAGGACUUUUUAUUUCAUGUAUCUUUUUCCUUUUUCUUUUUUUUUUUUUUUACUUUAUAUUUUUCUUCUUGAAACAAAAUGCAGGAAAAAAAUUACUGUUGAACACUACUCUCAAAACCAAUCUGUGUAUUAACCGUCAUGCUUUGGAAAAUAAUUUGUUUGGUUAUUAAAAGAAAAGAGAGACAAGGAGAGUCAGCACUCAGUUUUAAGUCAUGAUAUUUUGUAUGGUGCUAAGAUUUCAUUGCUUGGGGAGGAAGGUCCAUAUCGAUCCACUUUUAUUUAAUUCCAUAGUAUUUUUUUUGAUAAUCACUGCAAAAUGAUUUGUAGACAUUGUGGGCUUUGCAAGAUGGUUCACGUAAAAGUUGUGGUGGAAAGUAUUUGAAAGUAGUUUUAAUCCAAUUACUGUACACUAUUGUGAGAGGACUUGGACUUCAGAAAAUUUAUAAGUAGCAUAAAAAUAAAUGAGGCUUUAUUCUUUAACUUCCUUGUCAAUCUGCAUUUAACAAAGACAUCUAUGAGUACUAUUAAAUUCCUUUAAUAAGUAAAAAAAAUCUUUGCAUAAAAUAAUAUAGAUGGCAAUAUUUAAUUAACAUUUGGGUACUUACCCUUGGAGGAUAUAAUUACAGUGUUCAAGGAAGAUGGUUAUAAUGGUAUUAGAUUUAUAUGAGUGGGUUUUUUUAAUGUUAUAUUAUGAAGGUCCAGUAUGCCUCAUUGAAAAUUUUUUUAACCUGCAGGUAUACAAAAUCUGAGUUAUUUUAUACUUCUUACAAAGAAACAUUCAUUUUAUCAUUGCAUUUUGUCUUGUGUGGUUUCAAAAUCAAGUUUCUUUCCAGUUUGAUAUUGGUUUUACAUUGGAAUUUUGUCCUCAGUCUCUGUAUAUAUAGCUCCUACUAGCUUCAGUGAGUCUCAUUGCAGAGGAAGGCAUUUUUUGCCAGAGGUUUGCUGACAAUAAAUGUGAGGGACUGAAACA